UACUUAUGCAAAGGUCAUUAAAAUCAUGUAAAUUUUGGCUAAGUAAUGACUGCAGCAAAUGGUGUACUAUAAACUAGAAACGAGGCUUCUCAUGCAUUUUUCUUCAGGUGUAUUGUUUAGGUUUUUUCAGGGCUGACACUAUUUAAAAAAAAAAAGGAAAUCUAAGAGGCUUUCUUCACUAAUGCAUUUCUUCUAUCUUAAAGUUUUUUCUAACUUAAAUCAGACAAAUACCAGUCAGUCAGCGAGCCAUGUACGAAAGGAGAGGAGGACUUGAAAGAGAAACAUUGGUGUGUGGUUCUUUUUUGCAUUCCUGAGUCAUGAGGGACUAGAUUGCUUUCAAGCAAAUUUCUUCUGCAUUCUAUAUCACUAUAUUACUUUUUCCCUGAAUUGACUUUAGUACUGGGACCUUUAAUAUUUUAAGCCCCCUAUGCACAGGGGUGCUGGAACAGUUUGUAUAGUGAGGGUGCCAUGAGCCAUUGAAACAAACUGUAACCCAACUAUAUGUGAUGGAAACCACUUCAAGCAAGGGGGUGCUGUCGCACCCCCAGCACCUCCUUGUUCCAGUAUCUAUGCCUACGUUUUCUUUAUUGAUGUGCAGAAUUUCACUUCAGUUGUAAUAAAGCAAUUUACUCCAAGAAGGUAAACUUGAACACUAAGAAAAGUAUUGUUAGUAUUUCUGUUCUGUGACAUAGACACUACAUUACCGUUUUUUUAGAAUUGUAAAAGUCUGUUUCCUCAGAAAUGAUGCACCUCAGAUUCCUGUGAAUAUCUGCAGGCUUUCUAUCAGUUCUUCAAUAGAAGCUGCUGCAUUUAGAUCAGCUUGGAUUUAAUUUUGUUAUUGUACACACUGUUUGGAAAAGUAACUGAAAGUUUCUCUAGCUCAUGUAUUUCUAAGGGAGACGAAUAACUGAUCUUUCCUUCCUUUGGAGGGAUCUAUUGAGCCUGUGUGGAAAACAAAGAGUUACAGCAGUGAUGACUCUUUUCCUUCCCACCUACCUUGAAUGCAGACUGGCUCUCUCUUUAAGCAGUAUGCCGAAGGUGAAAUGAGAGAGGCAAUAGGAAAAAGUGCACCUUAUUCAAGUUCCUUUCAGGAUUUUGGUGUUUAGAAUGGUCAGAAGCAAGUCUUUGAAGCAUAAUGAUGCAGACUUUCCCCUCCAAACGGAUCCCUGUGGUAUACAGCAUACCAGCUCCCAAUGAUCCUGAACAUGGAUCUGGACAGAGUCCGAAUCUUCACCAUCUCCAGUCUCCUCAAGAAGAAAUCUCAUAUGUGCAGCAAUCUUUCUUCAAACAGACGAAUUUGCAUUUCUGGAGAAGAUGGCUUCUAGGAAUGUUACCUCUGAUUUCCUUAGCAGUCACUGUACUCGUGCUGGUCCUGUACUAUUCAUUAUCUCCAGCAUUCUCCUUUAUCUAUAUUGGUGGAAGUGUAGAAAUACCUAACUUGACCUAUACCAGUGACCUCACUGAUCCAAAGUCACAGAAAUUUAUAAUGGAAGCAGAAGCAAUCCAGAGCUAUUUUGCAGAACUAUAUGCGUCUUCUACAUUAGGGAAAUAUUACUUGAAAUCUGUUGUUGCUGCAUUUAGCGAAGGAGAAGAUGGUCUCCGAGCUUACUACUGGAAUAAAUUCUGGGCACCGCAAGAGAUAGUGCACUCUUUAAAAAAACUAACCUCAUUAAAACAUAAGGAAAUAAUCCGUAAACAUACAUUUCAGACUACUAAUUCUUCUGCUGAAUCCUUUCCCGUGGAAGAGGAUUUUGAUCUCUUAACAAUGGAGCUUUUUGUUUCAGAUUCUUCAGACUAUGAUGUGACACUGAAGUCAGCAGUAUCCUUCGACCUGUAUGCAAAGCCAGGUAACAACAGGACUUUAACUUUGAUGAAUCCCAAGAAAUCUUUUUAUCAGUGGAGGCUGCGUGUUCCUUCUAACUAUAUUGUGAAACUUGUAGUUCUUACUCUGCAUGGUGUCACUCCAGGGAGUUGUGCAUCACACAGAUUAUCUGCAUAUGAUUUUCUUCUUCCUCUUCAGAACAAGAUCAUUACAAGGUGGUGUGGAGUACCAGGGGCCUGGAGUCCUCCUGUCAUACGGUUAACUUCAUCAAGUAAUGUUAUGCUGGUCACCUUCUCGCUGGACAGAAGAAAAGAGAGUAACAUGCUAAAAGCAUACUUCCAAGCAGUUCCUAAAGUUGUCUGUGGUGGGCAUUACAUCUCUUGGAAUGGGACAGUGAGCUCCCCUUAUUAUCCAAGCUACUAUCCACCAAAUAUUGACUGCAGCUGGCUACUCAGAGCACCCCUGCCUGGAUAUAAGUUGUCGCUAAAAAUCCUUGUCAUACAAAUUCAAGAGAAGUCUCCAGGGUCCAAUAAAUGUGAUAAGGACUGGUUAGAAAUUGAUGGAGUUAGAUAUUGUAAAACUAUUGCUGAAAGCAACAGAAACAAGGAAUAUGGCUAUUCAGUUGCAAUUAAUUUCCAUUCAGAUGAACUGGUCACGCACAGAGGGUUUUAUAUUGAAUAUAAAGCUUUCAGUCACACGGACCCAUGUCCUAGACAAUUUAAAUGUACAGACAGAACAUGCAUUCCUUUAAACAACCAAUGUGAUGGAUGGAAAGACUGCUCAGAUGGCAGUGAUGAAUUAGACUGUGGCUGUAGUCCAGAGGAGUCUAACUGUGGCGAUGGGAAGUGUAAACACCGUUCAAAGACAUGCAAAGGGGACGACAGUUGCGGAGAGGAUAGUGAUGAAAAUGAUUGCCCCUAUAAAAGUUGUUCCUCAUAUGCAUAUAAAUGCCUGAAUGGAAAAUGCCCCACAAAACCAAACCCAGAAUGUGAUGGAAUAAGAGACUGUGGAGAUGGAUCUGAUGAAAUGAACUGUGCUUGUGGAAGAAUCCAGUUAAAAAAAACUAGAAUUGUUGGAGGUGAAGAUGCAAGAUCUGGAAAGUGGCCUUGGCAAGCAAGCUUGCAGAUGGGAAUGUAUGGCCAUAUCUGUGGUGCAUCUGUUGUUUCAAAUAGGUGGCUGUUAUCUGCUGCCCAUUGUUUUCUGGACUCUGAUUCUAUAAGAUACUCUGUGCCUUCUGGCUGGAAAGCGUAUAUGGGCAUAAGGAUCAUUAACAAAAACAGCAAUCAUGUAGCUAUGAGAUCAAUCAAAAGGAUUAUUGUCCAUCCACGGUAUGACCAAUAUAUCUCAGACUAUGACAUUGCCCUGUUGGAAAUGGAGACACCAGUAUUCUUCAGUGAGCUGGUACAGCCCAUUUGUUUACCCAGCAGUCCUAGAGUAUUUUUUUAUGGAACUGUCUGCUAUGUAACUGGCUGGGGAGCCCUAAAAGAAAAUAGUUACCUUGCCAAAACACUGCAAGAAGCUAAAGUGAAAAUAAUUAAUCAAAGUAUUUGCAACAAGCUAUAUGAUGAUCUGAUUACAUCUCGAAUGCUGUGUGCUGGAAAUCUUAAUGGCGGCAUUGAUGCAUGCCAGGGAGAUUCUGGAGGUCCAUUGGCCUGCGUCGGAAAAGGAAAUAGAUGGUAUCUUGCCGGCAUUGUCAGCUGGGGUGAAGGAUGUGCUCGGCGUAACCGCCCUGGUGUAUAUACAAAGGUGACAGAGCUUUAUGACUGGAUUCGUCAGUACACAAACUGAUGCGCUUAGAAGAAAAGAAAAGUCACCAUUUUUACCAGAGUAAACCAUGAAAUACGUUUUUAUGAUGAUAUCAUAAGGAAACACUGUAGAUGUUUGUGCUGAAGUUCAUAUAUAUAUAUUUUAAGACCUAAAAUUGUUGUUAACUUCUCUGCACAUUUCAGGAACAGUCUGAACUGAAAGUAACUUUCUCCAUCUUCAAUGUCUUCAUCACCAGAAAUGGACAAACAGGGUUGAAUGAAGUAAGAAUGGAUUAUAACCUUGGGCCAAAUUCCAACCAAACCUUAUUGGAUGUUUGGAUAAUUCAUUUCCUCUCCUCUUCCCUCCUCUGCAGCCCCAGCACAUAUAAAUACAUACACUGUCCAUAUGCAAUGUAUUGGGGUUUCAGACAGGAUCAAGGGCUCACUUCUCACAUCCGGUCAAAAUACACAAACUGCAAGUCAGGGUGGUGUGAAAAGGUGGGUUAAAGCUCUCCUUCGUUCAUGGUGCUGCUACGCAGGACUGCUCCCUCCUGUGCUGUGUUUAGAGGAGCUCUCAGGCUGCUCUACCUUUAAUAUGGUUUUUAAUAGCCGGAAGAGGCCAAAAACAUAGCUCAGGUUUGUUGUGAUAUAGGGGCACCCCAAACUCUCUCCCACUUGGGUAGUCAUGAUCCCUUUCCUUGUUAAGUUAGCAGCAGGAAGGGUGUUUGCCGUUCAAGACCAAAGAUAACACUAAGCUGUGUGCCAAUGUUUGAUUCUCAUGAUCUUCCCUGGGCUGGUUAAGACAAGCAUACAGGGGUGCUGGAACAAUUUUUAUAGUGGAGGUGCUGAGAGUUCUUGAACCAAACUGUAGACCCUGUAUAUAAAGGAAACCACUUCAAGCCGGGGGUUGUGGCAGCACCCCCAGUAUCCUUAGUGCCAGCACCUACACAAACAUGUGAUCAAAUUCCAUCAGUAGCGUAGCACAAAUCAGUCACAUUAAACCUGAAGAUCUAGCCCUAAACUUGCAAGGACUGAAAUGCCAUUAUUGGUGUCUUUGGAGUGAUGGUACUUUAGAACAGGAGAAAACGCUGAGUUUAUUAAGAGGAGCUCAGUUCAGUUAAUCUAAAGGAAACUGCACCUAUUAGAUGGAGAGAGAAUUCUUUUUCAGUCUGAUACAAACAAAACUUCACAUGCACAAGCUCCCUAGCUGCUAUCAAAUGUUAAACUAUGUAAUCACAACACAUUCUCAUGAGCUGAUUAUACUUUGUGAGAACAAACCUGUUGCUAGCUAUUUAUGGUAAUAGACUUAAUCAAAUUAACUUUUAUGGGUGUCAGACUGCAAUAAGAGUGUCAUCUUGAAUUAUCUCCUACACAAAGAAAGACAGGAACUUGUCCAUAUGAUAUUCCAAACCAAAAAGAUUGGAGUACAUUUUAAUAGAAAUCUAUACUUUUUGGAUGAUUAUCUUGUAGACAAAACAGCUUGAGGUUCACCUGGAUCUACAGUAGUUUUUAGGCUGUAAUUAUUCUAUCUGCUCAGGGUUGUAGUAUAGCCAACCUCUAAGAUACUAGUAGUGUGUCGGAGAUACUGCAACUGGGAGGUAAGGCAUGAGGUGCUUCAGUUGCUAGGCCUUGUGCUAGCCCUGGUGUGUCCCAAUAACCCCCUAGACACUUGGAAAAAGGAAAGGGGCAUUUUACUAGGGCUGGUAGGAGAGGUAAAGGUUGCAAAUACCCUAGGUAUAGUGGCUUAAACAGUUAGAGCUCAAAGUGAAACAAGAGUGGUUCUUAUGUGGGCCCACUAAACAGCUUUUCAGACCUAGUGCCUAGGGUGCUUUCUCCAGUCCAAUUUUCUAUUAAAAGCUAGUAAGACUGUGCAGAUUUCCAGGCCUGGAUCAGUUAGUGGUGUGGCUCAUUAGAACCCCUUUAUGCUGGCUCCCUGCCCAGUCUCUGCUGCAUCCACACAUACCUGAACCUGGUUGCAAUGUCCAUCAGUCACUGUUCCAUAUGUGGUUGCCCAGCUCCUACUGCAGCCUGCUCUGAACGCAGUUACCUGGAAGUUUCCCUGUGCAAUCAGCUUCUCGGCUGCUCCACUUGCCCAAGUGCCAGGUUACUUCGUGGGUCAGGGUUUCUCAUAGUUUCUGCCCCUUUUCCUUACUUGCCAGUGGAAAGGGAUGAGCCUGAAUGUCCAUCCCAGAGGGUCAUAGAUCAGAGGAGAAGGGGUUCCUGCUUGGCAGACUGAUCACAAGAGUUUUUCUCCUUGCUUGGUAUCAGUAGAUAGAGCCAGACUGAGAUUUCCAAAACUGUCUAGGGGAUUUAAAGCACCUGUAUCUUUAAAAUUAAUGGAAGAUCUGUCUAACCCCGCUAGACAGCUUUAAUGGUCUCUCCUUCAACAGCUUGUAGUUCUAGCUUUUCAGACCUGAGGUAACAUGAUGAUGGCAGUUGGCGACUUGGAUGCCACUCCCUGCUACACUCACAAACACACAGCUUGCUUACGUUAUAUGAACGUGCCCCUCAUAGCGUGGCCAGCUCUUGUGAUCUUUUUUUUUUCCUUUGUCAUGAGUGAUGGGAUUUUGACUGGUCCGGAGCCAGUCUCAUAAUGAUGUAAGUAGCCCAAGCCUUUUAGUGUAUUUGAGCCCUCUGGUUAUUUUUCCCCAGGAGGUGGCCAAAUGGGGCAGGCAGCCAACCAGAGCUGCCACAGGAAAAGCGCUGUCUCCUCCUUCCCUCUGCAACAACCCAAAGCCGUCCUCAUAAGAGGGGCAUGGGGAGGAGAUAGCAGAAAGAGCCCAGCAGCUCAGGGCAACUCCACUGCUCUGCCCUCCUUCCCUCUGCAGCACUCAGCCUUGGGGCAUGGAAAGGAGCAGCAGGGGUGAGACAGCUGAAGAGCCUUGGAGCUGCCCCUCCAGCCUGAAAGUGGACCCCUUUUCAGCCCCCUCCCACACACCUAGGAGAGGAGGAUGAAGAACCCUAGAGGAGCAGCAGGGGAGGUCGGGUUGCACUGAUGAGAGAGUUAGGGGAGGGGGCUACCAGUGACUGAACUGAUACAGGGAUUGAAGGGACAGGAGUGAUUCAGAGGCUGGGCACAGAAUGAAUUGCUGGGCAGGGGAUGGGCUGAUGUGGGGAUGAGAGCUGCAGCAAUGGCCAAAAUCUACUUAUCUAAUAAAUUUGGGAGAGUGGGCCUCAGUAAUUGUGGCUCUCUUGGGGUUGAGGGUGGGGGAGCAUUCAAAAAUCAAGACUGAAACCACUAUGUAAUCUUUUCUCUUUUCUUUUCUUUUUUUUUUUAACCCUCAUAUUUUGAGUCUAACUCAUGAUUAGUAAUCUCUCUUGAGGUUGGCAAUACUACCCUCACUUAUUUUUAUCUCACUUUCGUAGGCUGACUCAUUGUACAGUACAUCGGGGAAGGUGUUCUGUAAAUUACACGAACUGGUGGCUUAAGAGCGAAGGGAGCUCGUAACCACCAGGAAUAUUCUGAGACCUCUCCAGGAGCCUCUGGGUCAGGCGAUCACUACAUGAAACAAAGCCAUGAACCCAGGUAUAGUGGUAUUCAGACAUGUGACAGGGGGAUUGCUUGCUUGUCCUGUCGGAAAACACCGUCUUCUCUUCUGAGACAAAGAUAGAUUGCUUCAUCUGCUGAGUUUGUUGCUUUAGCAAGCACCAUGUUGCCUCAGGUUCACUUAGCUGCUUGUGCUGGCUAAGGGCUGGUGUAGUAAGAGGAUACAGUCCCAGUCCACUCCUUGCUCCAUGGAAUUUCCCUUGUUUACCCUACUUGCUGAGAUCACUUGCUUGUAAAUUUGUGCUGAUCCUGGCUGCUGACGUCUCAAAUCUUGACCCUGAACUGACACCAUUAUCAUCACAGCAGAAACAGGAAGGAAGUGAGUCUUGUUGGUAUUUGCCUUAAAGU
Molecule: messenger RNA, 7462 nt
Organism: Mauremys mutica (yellowpond turtle)
Lineage: Eukaryota; Metazoa; Chordata; Testudines; Geoemydidae
Product: suppressor of tumorigenicity 14 protein-like
Exons: 21
Coding region: 1136-3610 (824 amino acids)
Biological process (GO): proteolysis
Molecular function (GO): protein binding; serine-type endopeptidase activity
Source: RefSeq, a predicted model, not a curated record